CUAGCUAGAACCCACUCGCUCGGUAGUCACUCCCUAUCUUUCUAUAGUUCCAAUAUUGGAUAUGGAAGCGGAGCAAGCAACCAAAAUGAGCAUUAACGCAGAAGAAGCAAAGCCCCAUCAACCCGCAAAGAAGCCAAACCACAUCAAGCUAUUCCUCUUGCUCUUGAACUGCGUGUUGCUCACAGUCGGCCAGGUGGCGGGCCCGUUGCUUUCCCGUAUGUACUUCCUCCACGGCGGCAAAAAGCGGUGGCUCUCCGCUUGGACCGUCACCGCGGGCUUCCCAAUCUUGAUCUUCCCCAUCGCCAUAUCGUACCAGGCCGCCAAGUCCAGCAGGCCCAAGGGCAGCCGCUUCUUCCUCACCAGGUGGCUGUUCUGCGCCAGCUUGCUGUUGGGCCUCGUUCUGGGCUUCAACAGUUACCUCUAUUCCUUCGGAACCGCCUUCCUCCCCGUCUCCGUGAAUUCCCUCGUCAGCUCCUCCCAGCUCGCCUUCACCGCCGUCUUCGCCUUCAUCAUCGUGAGGCAGAGGUUCACCCACUACUCCAUAAACGCGGUCGUGUUGAUGACGUUUGGGUCCAUCAUCCUGGGAUUCCACAUGGACAAAGACGUCCCCAAGGGGGAGCCGCUGACCAAGUACGUAUUAGGGUUCUUCAUGACCAUUGGCGCGGCCUGCUUUCACGGGCUGUUCAUGACAUUGCUGGAGUACACGCAGAACAAAGCCGGUGUCCCCAUCACCUUCGACAUCGUGAUGCAAGUUCAGUUCGUUAUAUCCAUGUCAUCCACUUUGUUCUGUACCCUCCCCAUGAUCAUCAAUAAGGACUUUGAGACACUGGGCGAAGAGGCAGCCCAAUUCGGGCUGGGGGAAGGGAAGUACUACAUGAUCCUGAUCCUGGCAACAGUGGCGCUGCAGAUAAUGAUCAUUGGGAGCCUUGGAGUGGUGUUGAGCUCGUCUUCUCUCUUCGCCGGCAUCAUCACGGCACUGUUAGUCCCCGUUCAACAGGUUUUCGCGGUCAUUACCUUAAGGGAAGGGUUCAACGCGGAGAAGGGAAUGGCGUUGGCGCUGUGCCUCUGGGGGUUCGCGUCUCACUUGUAUGGAGGCUACAAGGCCAAGAAACAGCCGAAAUGUAACCAAGAAGAUGAACUAUCUCAAGUUCACAAAGAGGAGGGCCACGUGUAACCCGCCAGUUCGCUGCCACGUCAUUGAAAGAAGUGUUGUUGUUGUUGUUGGGAAAGAAAGGCUUUCUUUCUUUCCUUUAUUUCUUGUCCAGCACGUCACCUAAAAAAUGUGAUAGUGAUUAGGAGGAGGGAGACGGGUCAUGAGAGCUUUCUUAGCUAUAAGCUCCCAUCCCACGGCCCCUUUUCUAGUGAAUAAAAUUGUGAGAAAGACAAAUGGUUGAGGAAGUGAUUGGGGGGAAGAGAAAAGGUGUCAAAUGUGUCGGUACUAUUUCGUGUGUCAGUGUUGUUGUGUGUCACUAGUUUCAGUAGUGUUUUCCGUUGCAUCAUGAUAUAUAGCUUUAUGCAAAUUGGAGUGGUCUUGUCACAAUUGAUGUUAUUUCUUUUAUGAUCACCAUGCAUUAUUAUUCGUCCAAUUCUCGAAACAAUAAUUUCAGAUGAUAAGA
This is a messenger RNA of Linum trigynum, 1616 nucleotides long. The record is from the annotation of a GenBank genome assembly. Lineage: Eukaryota; Viridiplantae; Streptophyta; Magnoliopsida; Malpighiales; Linaceae.